AUGUCUAGAUCCUCCUCCAGAAAUAUGAGGCGUUUAAAAAACAGAUCUUCUAGUGAAUCGAUGAGAAGCGUACCUAGUGAAGAUCAAUCAAUCCACUCACAUCCAACUACUAUCCAAGAAGGAAUAGAAUUACAAAAUGUUAAUCCACCUCCACCUGAAGUUCCCAUCUCACCACCAUAUCCAAAAAAAGAUAAAUUAACUGUAUUUGGAUGGAUUGCUGAAAUGUGGAGCAAUUUUUUCAAACAUUUAUCCGAUUUCACUUUAUUCAUGAGAGUUUUGAGUUUAAAAGAAUGCUUUUCUCUUUAUAAUUUAUAUACUAUUCUGGGAUGUACCGAUAAUUCGAUCCCAACUGAUGAAGAAUUAAAACAGAUCAUGGAGUUACAAAACCAACAAAUUGAAAAUCUUCAACAGUCUAUAUGUGAUCGAACUAAAAUAAAUAAGAACCAAUCUCAUAAAUACUUUAUUUUGAUACUUUCUCUUAGUCCUAUUCAACUGCAAAUUACUGAUUUAAAGCUGAAUAAUAUCGAUUAUGAACGAAGAAUCAAGACGUUAAUGUCAUCAAAUAAUAAUAGAAGAAGUAUACAAAUCAGUAAUUCAACACUACCAAAUUCAAAUGAUUUAAAAUUAUUAACUAGCAAUGAUUCAACAUUUUCCAAAAAUCUUACAAAAUUAGUCUAUCAAGGUCAACCUCCUCCAAUUGAUUAUUAG
Scheffersomyces coipomensis is the source of this 708-nucleotide messenger RNA. RefSeq lists its product as uncharacterized. The record is from RefSeq and is a predicted model, not a curated record. Lineage: Eukaryota; Fungi; Ascomycota; Pichiomycetes; Serinales; Debaryomycetaceae. Bases 1 to 708 code for a protein of 235 amino acids. The transcript is spliced from 4 exons.